AGAUAUAAAUAUUAUUAAAUAUGGAAAUCACAGAAGAGUAACUCAUUCAAGAAGCACUUAAAGCCAAAGAAAGGGCAUAUUGUCCAUAUUCAAACUUUAGAGUGGGAUGCUCUUUAUUGACAAAAAACAACAAAAUAUAUACAGGAUGCAAUGUCGAAAAUGCUAGUUAUGGUCUAUGUGUUUGUGCUGAGCGUGUAGCGAUAUGCAAAGCUGUAAGCGAGGGGGAUCGUCAAAUUUCAACCAUUGUAGUAUCAUGGUACAUAUCUAAAAUAAACAUUAGUGACACUGAUGAGCCUACAUUCCCUUGUGGUAUGUGCAGACAAACAAUCAUAGAAGUAAAUACAAACCUCUAAAUAAUAGUUUUGUUAUGCUGGCAAUGAUAUUAAAGUUAUUGCCAUAGGAAAGGAUCACACAAAACCUAAGUAUUCUAAAGGCUCCGAAGUUAUACCAUAUGCUUUUGUUCCUAAAGAUCUUAAUGUCGAUCCUUAAUUGGAAAAAAAAUGACAAUAAAAUAUUUAUAAGAAACAAUCACACCCAUUCCCUA
Molecule: messenger RNA, 544 nt
Organism: Paramecium octaurelia
Lineage: Eukaryota; Ciliophora; Oligohymenophorea; Peniculida; Parameciidae
Source: the annotation of a GenBank genome assembly